AUGAGUUUACUUUUACCGUCGCCGGACUUGUCCAACAGACCCGUAAAGCGAGUACAAAGGGGGAGGGCCCCCGGCCAGGGGGCGGGACAUCCAGCAGGAAGAAUCUGAGCACGCGCAGGACCCAGAUGUUAAGGAAGGCGUGAGGGCUCCGGAGCGCUCGCUUUGCGAACUGUCGUAAAAGGCCCCAAGUGUCGCGCUCGCGCAGUAGGGGAGGGCUUGGUCAGGCUGCGGCGGCGGCGGCGGCGGCGGCGGCUGCAGGGCCGGGAGAUCGGCGGCGGCGGCGGCGAUGGUGAAGGUGGCGGCGCGCCGGGGCUGCGCAGGGUAGAGACGCCGGCCGUUCGGGAGCGCGGGCACCCGUGUGUGGGCCUCGACCAGGCGCUCGGAGUCCGGUCGGGAGAGGCGGGCCAAGGCCGGGCGCUGCCGCACGCACGGUGGCGGCGGUGACAGACGCCGCUUCUGAGGAGAGCCACCGGGCCGGGCUCGGGGCGCGCUCCGCCUCCGCCUCCGCCUCUCCGGGAAAACCCCCCUGCUCGCCGCCUUCGCGGGUCAGCGAUCCCCGGACCCUGUUCGCGGGGUGGCUAAUGGUUAAGGCCUUCCUUAAAGUUUCCCAUGUCUCAAUGGACUCCUGACUAUAACGAGCUCUAUACUUUGAAAGUGGAUAUGAAGAGUGAGAUUCCUUCUGAUGCACCAAAGACACAGGGGAGUCUGAAAGGGAUCCUUCUGCACCCACAGCCCAUCAGGGCAGCUGGAAGCUUUCCUGUAGAAGUGGAGAUGAUUAAUAGUAAAGUGGGGAAUGAAUUCUCUCACUUGUGUGAUGAUUCUCAGAAACAAGAGAAGGACAUGAAUGACAAACAGCAAGAACAAGAAAAAAGUGUUGUUGUGAGGAAAAAACGCAAAAGCCAGCAGGCUGGCCCGUCUUAUAUGCAGAAUUGUGUUAAAGAAAAUCAGGGAAUAUUAGGAUUGAGGCAACAUCUAGAGACACCAAGUGAUGAAGAAAACGAUUCCUCCUUCAGUGAUUGUCUAUCUUCUCCCUCAUCUAGUCUUCAUUUUGGAGAUUCUGAUACUGUGACUUCAGAUGAGGAUAAGGAAGUCUCUGUAAGACAUUCACAGACCAUUCUUAGUGCUAAAAGCAAAAGUCACAGUGCACGGUCCCAGAAGUGGCCUCGGACAGAGACAGAAUCUGUAUCAGGAUUAUUAAUGAAAAGACCUUGUAUUCCCAGUAGCUCAUUAAGGAGACUUCCAUACAGAAAGAGAUUUGUGAAAAAUAGUUCCUCACAGAGGACACAAAAACAAAAAGAGAGGAUAUUAAUGCAGAGGAAAAAACGGGAAGUAUUAGCCCAAAGAAAAUACGCGUUGUUACCUAGCUCUAGUAGUUCCAGUGAAAAUGACCUCAGCAGCGAGUCCUCUUCCAGCUCAUCCACGGAAGGAGAAGAAGAUUUGUUUGUUUCUGCCAGUGAAAACCAUCCGAGCAAUCCAGCUGCUCCCUCAGGAAGUAUUGAUGAAGAUGUUGUGGUGAUAGAAGCUUCCUUCACUCCCCAGGUCACUGCCAACGAAGAAAUUAAUGUUACCUCAACUGACAGUGAAGUGGAGAUUGUUACAGUUGGAGAAAGCUAUCGGUCUCGUUCAACUCUUGGACACUCCAGAUCUCAUUGGAGCCAAGGGUCGAGUUCACAUACAGGUCGGCCACAAGAGCCACGGAAUCGCAGUAGGGUUUCUACUGUGAUACAGCCCUUGAGGCAGAAUGCAGCAGAAGUUGUGGAUCUUACUGUUGAUGAAGAUGAACCUACUGUAGUACCAACCACUUCAGUGAGAAUGGACUCACAAAUGACUAGCGCUUCCAUUAGUACUUCAAAUCCAUCUACCUCUGAGCAAGCCUCUGAUACUGCUUCAGCUGUCUCUAGUAGCCAACCUUCCACACUAUCAGAGACUUCAGCUACUCUUACAAGCAAUAGUACGACUGGUUCUUCUGUGGGAGAUGACUCAAGGAGAUCUACAUCUAGUGCUGUAACAGAAACUGGCCCUCCUGCAAUGCCAAGGCUACCUUCCUGCUGUCCCCAGCACUCGCCAUGUGGAGGGACAUCACAGAGUCACCAUGCAUUAGGACAUCCACACUCAAGUUGCUUUCAGCAGCAUGGCCACCACUUCCAGCAUCAUCACCACCACCACCAUACUCCCCACCCAGCUGUCCCAGUUUCUCCUUCCUUUAGUGAUCCUACUUGCCCUGUGGAAAGACCUCCUCAAGUACAAGCACCUUGCGGGGCAAAUAGCAGCUCUGGUACCAGCUACCAUGACCAGCAGGCAUUGCCAGUAGACCUGAGCAACAGUGCGAUCAGGAGUCAUGGAAAUAGUGGUUUCCAUGGAGCAUCUGCGUUUGAUCCCUGCUGCCCUGUUUCUUCUUCCCGAGCUGCAAUCUUUGGCCAUCAGGCUGCUACUGCCCCGACUCAGCCAUUAUCAAUAGAUGGCUAUGGAUCAAGCAUGGUUGCACAGCCCCAGCCCCAGCCUCCUCCACAGCCCUCUCUCUCAUCAUGUCGGCAUUAUAUGCCACCUCCUUAUGCUUCCUUGACAAGACCACUGCACCAUCAAGCCUCGGCUUGCCCCCAUGCUCAUGGAAACCCCCCUCCUCAGACCCAGCCUCCACCUCAAGUGGAUUAUGUUAUUCCCCAUCCUGUACAUGCUUUUCAUUCUCAGAUAUCUUCUCAUGCAACAUCUCAUCCUGUGGCACCCCCACCCCCAGCUCAUUUAGCUAGUACUGCUGCACCCAUCCCGCAACAUCUUCCUCCUACUCACCAGCCAAUUUCACACCAUAUUCCGGCCCCAGCACCUCCAGCCCAGAGACUGCACCCUCAUGAAGUGAUGCAGAGGAUGGAAGUUCAAAGGAGGAGGAUGAUGCAGCAUCCAACUGGUCUUUUUGUGUUCUGUGUUUCCAGGCGGGCACAUGAACGCCCCCCACCUCAUCCACAUAGGAUGCACCCGAACUAUGGCCAUGGGCAUCACAUUCAUGUGCCUCAAACCAUGUCCUCACAUCCUCGCCAGGCUCCAGAGAGAUCUGCCUGGGAACUGGGAAUUGAAGCUGGAGUGACUGCAGCGACCUACACACCUGGGGCAUUGCAUCCUCACUUGGCCCAUUACCAUGCUCCUCCUCGACUGCAUCACCUACAGUUAGGACCACUUCCUUUAAUGGUUCCUGACAUGGCAGGCUACCCCCACAUCCGUUACAUUUCAUCAGGAUUGGAUGGGACAUCAUUCAGAGGUCCUUUCAGGGGCAACUUUGAGGAACUUAUUCAUUUGGAAGAAAGAUUAGGAAAUGUCAAUCGUGGAGCAUCCCAGGGAACAAUCGAAAGAUGUACAUAUCCACAUAAAUACAAAAAGGUAACAACUGAUUGGUUCUCACAGAGGAAACUGCACUGCAAGCAAGAUGGGGAAGAGGGGACUGAGGAAGAUACAGAGGAAAAAUGUACUAUCUGUUUGUCUAUUUUAGAGGAAGGUGAAGAUGUGAGGCGUCUUCCCUGUAUGCACCUUUUCCACCAAGUGUGUGUUGACCAGUGGUUGAUUACCAAUAAGAAGUGCCCCAUAUGCAGAGUGGACAUUGAGGCCCAGCUGCCAAGUGAAAGUUGACAACGUGUUUCAGAACUCUUGCUCUCCCUCUCAUUCCCAUCCUUUCUGGUACUGCAGUCAACCAAAGAUGGCAUGACUUACCUGUGCAGAUUUGGAAGCAUUGAACUUCAAGUGCUGGCUCUGCUAUAUGGUACAACUAAUGCUAGACCUACAGUUUAUGUAUACAGUUGAUUUUGAUGUAUUUAUAAAAGCUUUUCCCCCCCCUAGAUUUGACAUUUUUUCCUGUAUCAUUUUACUGUAUUUUUGCAUGGUUCCUUGUAUUGCAUUUCUUUGCACAUAUUAUGGGCUUGUGACCCUAAACUUGCAGGCAAGAUUAGCUGCUUUAGUAAGUAGUAUUUUGUGGUCUUUUUUUUUUUUUUUUUUUUUUUUUUUUUUUUUUUUUUCUGUUGUUGUUGUUGUUGUUGUUGUUGUUGUUUUUUACAUAGUACCAAGUCUUGAGAAUUACGGAUUUUUUUAUCCAUUACUAACCUUUAAUUUAAUCAAUCAUGUACUUUAGUUUAAUGUAUAAAGAUCCUCUAGAAAAUGAUAAUAUUAUGUAUUAAGACAUUCCUUAACUAAAUUAGGACAAAAUGGCUGCUGUAUAUUUACAACAUGGAGUUCUGAGUUAAGUACCAACUUUAGUUCUGGGAACAGAAUACAACCCAUGUCAGUCAAUCAGAUGCAGGUGGUGCUCACAUCACCAGAGUGAUCAAUAUGGAUUUUCUUGGUGUAUCCUUUUCUUGCCAGCACAGUGCAAGAUAGAGUUGAAUAUUAAUAUCAUACAUUUAGACUGCUGUUCUGAUCAUAUUUAUCUUUUUCUACAUCAUUUAGAACUUUAUUUCCCUAUUUCAAUUUUUGCUGCUUUGAAACAGCUUUGAUGAACACUAAAUAUUAAAUUGAGUUAGCUGGAUUGUACAUACUUGCAGAUUUUUUUAAAAUUUAGGGAAAUUGAGAAAGACAUGUAGAAUUUUGUUCAUUCUGCUAAGCACGAAUAGUUGAUAUCUGCUUAUACUAAUUUUAUAGACAUAUUCAGUCAGGACUAGAAUUUCUGUCAUUGGCAGGUAUCUAUGCAUUCGUAGAACUUGGAAAGGUCCCAGGAUCACUUUUAAGGGAUUUUUUUUAUUAGUCUAAAUAUAAAUAAAGUCAGCUGAAUCUACAUGUCUCUUGUUUUAUUUCUCUCUAAACUUGAAAACAAUAAAAUCUGCAGAUACUGUGAGGCACAAAUUAUAUGGUCAACCUACUGUUGUUAUGGUUAUAGAUGCCCACUUCAUACAUUACCAAGAGUCGAUCACUGAUUUAAAAAUUUUAAUUUCUAUAGUUAAGAUUUACAAUGUAAUAUAGAGUAUAAAGUUAAGUUAACAUACUAACAUUUCUCCUUUGGAGGAAGUUUUAAUCCACUUCAAGAUGCAUAGUGUCGAGAUACUUUUCAUAUACAGGAUAGCCUAAUUUUAUUUGUUUAAAUAUGCUUAAUAUGCGCAAGAUUGCAAAUGCAUCCAGUCAGUAAUAUCACUGUCUGUAUGUGGAAGACAUGUUCCAAUGGAUCAUAUGUGAAGAUGUCAAUAAGCUUGCAUUAAGCCACCUGCUUUGUAAGUGGAUUGAUUAAUAAAUAACUUAUAUUUCUAUUGUC
Nannospalax galili (Upper Galilee mountains blind mole rat) is the source of this 5221-nucleotide messenger RNA. It is a transcript of the gene Rnf111, whose product is annotated as ring finger protein 111. Bases 610 to 3615 code for a protein of 1001 amino acids. Gene Ontology annotation, cellular component: nucleus; cytoplasm. Gene Ontology annotation, molecular function: SMAD binding; ubiquitin protein ligase activity; SUMO polymer binding. The transcript has 14 exons. Gene Ontology annotation, biological process: ubiquitin-dependent protein catabolic process; positive regulation of transforming growth factor beta receptor signaling pathway; positive regulation of DNA-templated transcription. Lineage: Eukaryota; Metazoa; Chordata; Mammalia; Rodentia; Spalacidae. The record is from RefSeq and is a predicted model, not a curated record.